Molecule: messenger RNA, 934 nt
Organism: Oldenlandia corymbosa var. corymbosa
Lineage: Eukaryota; Viridiplantae; Streptophyta; Magnoliopsida; Gentianales; Rubiaceae
Source: the annotation of a GenBank genome assembly
AUGACAAUGGAAGUAAUAUCCAUUGUGAAGGGAAAAACUGGUGGUGGUCGGCGUAAGAUUAAGAUGGAGAAAAUCAAGAAGCUUAGGGGAUUGCGGACUUCGCUUUCCAAACGGAAGAAAACUCUGUUCAAGAAGGCUGCGGAACUCAAAGAAUUAUGCGGAGCUCAGGCCGCCGUCAUUAUUCAAUAUCCCACCGGCACGUUUAAAGUCUCCGGAAACGAGUCCGAGAUUAAUUCCAUCAUUGAUGAGUAUCUCUCUAUAGCCGGAUCUUCUUGUUCCGGUGUCGCCUCCUCCUCCGCCUCCGCUUCAAUCAGAGGCCGUGAUCAUGAGGAAUUUAAAGGGUUUUCUUGUGCAAGCGGAACUUCUUCUUUCUUGGGUCGUGAUCAUCAAUCAGAAGUUCUUGAGGGUUCGAUGGCGAUUGAUCAGUGGCCCAGUACUAAUGCCGGUUGUCAAGGGCUUUCUUUUGAAUGUGGAACUUCCUCUUCCUCUGUUGCCGGUGGAGCCUCCAAUUUCGGCCAGGAUCAUCAGAUUCUUGAAAGGACGGAGAGUGUUGAAGAGGAGAUUAAGGAUUUAACAGCUGUUGAUCUCAGACCUAAUCACAAUGCCGAUCAAGGGUUUGUUCCGAUUAAAUAUGGAGAAGUUCUUGAGGAUCAUGACUGGAUGGAUGAACUGUUGACCUUGUUGGUUGAAGAUGAUAUUGAAACUGCUCCAUCAAAUUCAUUAUUUCCACCAUGAAAAUCCUGAUUAUUCUGGCCUAAUUCUCACUCUCCCCAGUUACUGAUUGCAAUACUUCCUCCUAUAGUUUCUGAUGCUUUUCAGUAUCCUCUAAGGGUGGGUUUGAAGAUUUACAGACUUUAACUAAACUUAGGAGAAAUUCUUUGUGUUAUUUAGGUUACGUUUACAUUUCCUGCAGUAAAUUUUUGAAGAAAUCGUG